AUGGAUUUGAAGACUCAAAUUUCAACGGUUUCUACCUGUAUCAUAACUCUCUUCUUGUUAUCUGCUCAAGCCUUCCGCCGUGUGUGUUAUUUUACUAACUGGUCAUGUGAUCUAUUGGAACCGGCGGCACAUUUCUGUAUCAAAGACAUCGACCCCCAAUACUGUUCACAUUUAAUCUACGCCUUCGCUAACAUCAACACGAGCACGUUAGAACUCUCUCCGACCAGACCGGACGACGUGGGUGUGAACGGAUCAAAACCACGUUAUGAGAAAUUUAACGAAUUUAAACUAGCAUACCCGGAGUUAAAAACUUUGUUAUCUGUGGGCGGUUCGUUACAACAAAGUUUAGGAUUCGCUAAAGCUGUCAGUGACGCUCAAUCCAGAAGGUUGUUCUCUAUCAAUACUGUGGAAUAUCUAAGACGGUGGAAUUUUGACGGAUUAGAUUUAGACUGGGAAUAUCCUGGAGAUCCUCUGGGAACCAAACGGAAUUAUACUUUAUUACUGCAUGAUCUACGCCUACAGUUUUCUGAAGAAGCAAGUCAGUCUGGUAAACCGAGACUAUUGAUAUCUAUAGCAGCACCUGUCAGUCCUGAAAAACGAGAGAAAGGAUUCCAAGUAGAGAACGUUGCUAGAGAAGUUGAUUUUAUUAAUCUAAUGGCGUAUGAUUUUUUCGGAGGUUGGAAUAAAAUAGCUGGUUUUAACAGUCCGCUGUAUGGUAGAAAAUCAGACCCCAGAUUCUCACCUUCUAUGAAUGUGGAAUGGACUGUAAACCAGUGGAUUGUAAACGGUGCUGAUAGACAGAAGUUAACAGUUGGAAUAGCAGGGUAUGGUGUGGCCUACAUUCUGACUAAUGAUACAGAUUAUUCUGUUGGUGCCGAGGUGGUAGGACCAGCUGAUAAAGGUCCGUACAGACACAUGAAAGGCCAACUGUCUUAUUAUGAGAUCUGUGAAGUUUUUGAGAAUGCUACUUAUGAAUGGGACCCGGUACAGAAAUCACCCUACGCCUAUAUAAACAACAAGUGGGUCGGAUAUGAUAAUAACCGUAGUGUUACUGAAAAGGUGGAUUGGAUGGUUGAACAGAACCUAGGUGGUGUCAUGAUUUGGUCUUUCGAUCUAGAUGAUUUUAAAGGAACGUUUUGUAAACAGGGAAAAUUUCCGCUAUUAAAAUCAAUUCAUCAAGCUGUAGCCAAACAUUUCCCAGAGAUCGAGUUACAACCUUCUACAACAACUACAACUACAGGUACGUCUACGACUACAGAACCAACAACGACAUCGACAGAUAAGCCAACAGGAAAUGACGUCAUCGUACCAUCUUCAACAAAACAACCAUCAACCAAACCAGAAUGGGAAAUUGUACCCACUCAACCACCUUUUGAAAAUAACAACCGACCGGAUAGUAACCCCGAUUCUAAAUACGGAAAUGAUCAAAGCGAGAAUUUGGUAGACGACAAAGGAUCGGUAUCAGCAGACGACGGUAAAAAUGGCGGCGUAACAACCACCACUUCCGGUUUAGGCCUAAUCGCUGUGUUGAUAGCAUUAUUUCUACGAGACGAUGUCGAGUUAAAGUUUAUCAACACUGGGGAAAUGGUUUCUACCUGUAUCAUAACUCUCUUCUUGUUAUCUGCUCAAGCCUUCCGCCGUGUGUGUUAUUUUACUAACUGGUCAUGUGAUCUAUUGGAACCGGCGGCACAUUUCUGUAUCAAAGACAUCGACCCCCAAUACUGUUCACAUUUAAUCUACGCCUUCGCUAACAUCAACACGAGCACGUUAGAACUCUCUCCGACCAGACCGGACGACGUGGGUGUGAACGGAUCAAAACCACGUUAUGAGAAAUUUAACGAAUUUAAACUAGAAUACCCGGAGUUAAAAACUUUGUUAUCUGUGGGCGGUUGGUUACAACAAAGUUUAGGAUUCGCUAAAGCUGUCAGUGAUGCUCAAUCCAGAAGGCUGUUCUCUAUAAAUGCAGUGGAAUAUCUAAGACGGUGGAAUUUUGACGGAUUAGAUUUAGACUGGGAAUAUCCAGGAGAUCCUCUGGGAACCAAACGGAAUUAUACUUUAUUACUGCAUGAUCUACGCCUUCAGUUUGCUGAAGAAGCAAGUCAGUCUGGUAAACCGAGAUUAUUGAUAUCUAUAGCAGGACCUGCCAGUUCUGAAAAACGAGAGAAAGGAUUCGAAGUAGAGAACGUGUUCAGAGAAGUUGAUUUUAUUAAUCUAAUGGCGUAUGAUUUUUUCGGAGGUUGGAAUAAAAUAGCUGGUUUUAACAGUCCGCUGUAUGGUAGAAAAUCAGACCCCAGAUUCUCACCUUCUAUGAAUGUGGAAUGGACUGUAAACCAGUGGAUUGUAAACGGUGCUGACAGACAGAAGUUAACAGUUGGAAUAGCAGGGUAUGGUGUGGCCUACAUCCUGACUAAUGAUACAGAUUAUUCUGUUGGUGCCGAGGUGGUAGGACCAGCUGAUAAAGGUCCGUACAGACACAUGAAAGGCCAACUGUCUUAUUAUGAGAUCUGUGAAGUUUUUGAGAAUGCUACUUAUGAAUGGGACCCUGUACAGAAAUCACCCUACGCCUAUAUAAACAACAAGUGGGUCGGAUAUGAUAAUAACCGUAGUGUUACUGAAAAGGUGGAUUGGAUGGUUGAACAGAACCUUGGUGGUGUCAUGAUUUGGUCUUUCGAUCUAGAUGAUUUUAAAGGAGCGUUUUGUAAACAGGGAAAAUUUCCGCUAUUAAAAUCAAUUCAUCAAGCAGUAGCCAAACAUUUCCCAGAGAUCGAGUUACAACCUUCUACAACAACUACAACUACAAGUACGUCUACGACUACAGAACCAACAACGACAUCGACAGAUAGGCCAACAGGAAAUGACGUCAUCGUACCAUCUACAACAAAACAACCAUCAACCAAACCAGAAUGGGAAAUUGUACCCACUCAACCACCUUUUGAAAAUAACAACCGACCGGAUAGUAACCCCGAUUCUAAAUACGGAAAUGAUCAAAGCGAGAAUUUGGUAGACGACAAAGGAUCGGUAUCAGCAGACGACGGUAAAAAUGGCGGCGUAACAACCACCACUUCCGGUUUAGGCCUAAUCGCUGUGUUGAUAGCAUUAUUUCUGUAAGUGUUCAAAGAUUCGGAGAAGUAGAAAGAUUUGUAUAAAGAUGACUUUGAUAAAAGUCUUGUAACAGUGAGAGAUGUAGACUCUGGGACAAUACGUCUUCAAUACGUUGAGUCGAAUAACUCAGUUCCAUAACUUAACAGAAAUGGAUUCAAAAGGGGGUUUUUUCUAAUCUUUGUAUGUAUAUAUGGGGAUCACUUAUGGAUUUAAUUUUCUACAGCGACAGAAGCUAAAUUGGAAAGAAUUCAUAAGAACUUUUCAAGGUUAUGUUCAUAUCUAGGGAACACUAAUGGAUUCUUUUACCCGCCCCAUUCUAUGUGGUUCCUGAAAUUGUGCAAAAUUUACCAGCUUAUGACGUCACAAAUACAAAUACCAAUUAAGCUAAACUAUAACGUAAUGACCAUUUCAACUAAGGAACCACUUGCAGAAGUUGGUUCGGAAUCGUAGGCCUUUUGGCGAUAAAGGUAGCUACAAACUUUGUGUUACAGAUAGCCUACUGAUGAUACACAAACUAGAAAAACCUAUUUCGAACCUAUUUAUAUUGUCUGUGGACAGGUUCUUUUUUGUUUAUUUUCUUAUCUUUUCUGUCUGUGUUACAUCUAGUCAUUGUAAAAUAAAAUAGCUAGUAAUU
Molecule: messenger RNA, 3736 nt
Organism: Lottia gigantea (owl limpet)
Lineage: Eukaryota; Metazoa; Mollusca; Gastropoda; Lottiidae
Exons: 16
Coding region: 1-3108 (1035 amino acids)
Biological process (GO): chitin catabolic process; carbohydrate metabolic process
Cellular component (GO): extracellular region
Molecular function (GO): chitinase activity; chitin binding
Source: RefSeq, a predicted model, not a curated record